This is a messenger RNA of Fonsecaea pedrosoi CBS 271.37, 276 nucleotides long. RefSeq lists its product as uncharacterized. Gene Ontology annotation, molecular function: acylphosphatase activity. The transcript is spliced from 3 exons. Lineage: Eukaryota; Fungi; Ascomycota; Eurotiomycetes; Chaetothyriales; Herpotrichiellaceae. The record is from RefSeq and is a predicted model, not a curated record. Bases 1 to 276 code for a protein of 91 amino acids.
AUGACUAAACGAAUUGCAUUCAAAGUCCAUGGUAAAGUGCAGGGCGUCGCCUUUCGUGACUUUACCCAGAGGAAAGCCUCGAGCUAUGGCCUCACAGGCUUCGUUUUGAAUACCUCUGAUGGAAAGGUAGCCGGAGAAGCGCAGGGUGAUGAGGAAGCACUAAAGAAACUGAAGGCGGAUCUGGACACUGGACCUAGAACUGCUCACGUUGUCAAACUUGAAAUCAAAGAUAUUGGUGUCAAAGAGGGAGAGAAUUCAUUCGAAGUCUCAGUAUGA